AUGGGCAGCACCGGGCCCGCCACGCCGCCGUGGCUCGCCAAAGCCGAGCGCAAGCGCGCCCUGCAGCAGGCCGCCAUUCACUCGUUCCUGUCCGGGUAUCCAUCCCUUCCGCCCGCCCAACGCCCAGCCGCGGACUCCGUUCCGGACAUCGACGACGUCGAGCAGCUGCUCGAGAGCAUCUCCACGCGCGCAGUGACCGCCGAGGACGUGGUUGUCGCAUACUCGCACAGCCUUACGGAGGUGCUUUUCGACGACGCCGUCCGCCGUGCCAAGGAGCUUGACCGGUACCUUGCGGCCGCCGGCAAGCCGAUCGGCCCCCUUCAUGGCCUACCCGUGACUCUCAAGGACCAGUUCGACGUCAAGGGAUACGACAGCACCAUUGGCUACGUCGCCAAGGCUUUCCGCCCUGCUCCCGAAGAUGCCGUCGUCGUCGCCCUCCUGAAAGAACUGGGGGCGAUCAUAAUUGCCAAAACAAAUCUCCCACAGUCUAUAAUGUGGUGCGAAACAGACAACCCGCUGUGGGGGCUCACGACCAACCCUCGCAAUCCCGCCUUUACGCCCGGAGGCUCGACUGGCGGGGAGAGUGCGCUACUCGCACAGCACGGCUCAAUCGUUGGGUGGGGGACGGAUAUUGGAGGGUCCAUUCGCAUCCCAAGCCAUAUGCUCGGCCUCUAUGGCCUGAAACCCAGCAGUGGUCGGCUGCCCUACCAGAAUGUCACCGUUUCGACCGAUGGACAGGAGCAUGUCCCGUCCGUGAUCGGUCCUUUAACAAGGACGUUAUCCUCCCUACGAUUCAUCACCAAGACAGUCGUCGAUGCUGCACCUUGGCAGUAUGAUCCAAAAGUUGUCCCUCUACCUUGGCGGGCCGACGUUGAAGCAGAAUUCCAAUCCCGACCGCUGGUCAUAGGCUUGCUCGUCGACGACGGUGUAGUCAGAGUCCAUCCUCCAGUAGAGCGCGUCGUGCGAGAAGCGGCUCGCAAGCUGGAAGCAGCAGGCCAUGAAGUGAUCCCCUGGGACCACAGCGGCCAUCGAGAGUGCAUCGACAUCAUGGACCAAUUCUACACGGCCGACGGCGGUGAAGAUAUCCGCAGGGAGGUUCUUGCCGGAGGGGAGCCGUUCAUCCCGCACGUCGAAGCCCUCGUGAACAAAGGCAAGCCCAUCUCCGUCUACGCGUACUGGCAGUUGAACAAGAUGAAGCAAGAGCAGCAGAAGCGCUACCUUGACAAGUGGAAUGCGGUUCGCGCGCCAUCGGGCCGCAGGGUUGACGUCCUGCUCACUCCGGUGAUGCCUCAUUCCGCGGUGCCCCACCGGGGCUGUCGAUGGGUGGGCUACACAAAGGUCUGGAACUUUCUGGACUACAGUGCCGUGGUGUUGCCAGGCGGCGCCGUAGACAAGACUGUAGACACGAAAGCCGACCACGCGGGCUAUGAGCCAAGGAACGAGCUGGAUAGGUGGAACUGGAAUAUCUACGACCCGGAAGCUAUGGAUGGCAUGCCCGUCGGUGUGCAGAUUGUUGGCCGCAAGCUUGAGGAAGAGAAGGUUCUCGGAGCGGCCAAGGCGAUAGAGUCUGUCCUUCAGAGAAAGUGA
Messenger RNA from Diplodia corticola, 1587 nucleotides. Its product is annotated as acetamidase. The record is from RefSeq and is a predicted model, not a curated record. Lineage: Eukaryota; Fungi; Ascomycota; Dothideomycetes; Botryosphaeriales; Botryosphaeriaceae. The transcript has 6 exons. The coding region runs from base 1 to 1587 and encodes 528 amino acids.